Messenger RNA from Babesia ovata, 10905 nucleotides. RefSeq lists its product as uncharacterized. NCBI's taxonomy places the organism in Eukaryota, Apicomplexa, Aconoidasida, Piroplasmida, Babesiidae. Bases 1 to 10905 code for a protein of 3634 amino acids. The record is from RefSeq and is a predicted model, not a curated record. The transcript is spliced from 3 exons.
AUGUCUUUCCUUCAUGGAGUUUUGCAUAACAUUAAGCCUAAAUUAGGCCAGCAUAAAGACACUUUAGAUAGCGCACUUAACUCACUUAACAACAAAAAUGAUAAUGGUAUUGCUAAAUACAGGGCGGCGAUAGCCGCGGUGGAGGGAUGGGUCAGGAGGUACAAUAAUGAAGUCGCCGCCUCAAAUUCUAAGGUAAGUCAACAAAUUAAUUUGUUGCAGGUUGCCGUCAAACGGUACGAGCAGAAGACUCUAGAUGUAGAAUUCUCAGAGACUGCAUUAAGUACGGCCGUGAAGGUGGAGCAAGCUGAGAAGUCUAUUAAUCUCAAGGUGCAAGAAUGUCAAGAGCACGCUAAAAAAUUCACUAGCGCACUUAACACCACUGUAGACACUAAUCCACUUAACAACGCAAUUUCCGACCUAAAUGCUAAAUUAAAAGAUAGGCUUGAGAACGUGCGUAGGACAGUGGAGUAUGAGAGUGGUAGGUUGGGGAGGGUGAAGGUGCAAGAGGAGGGGGAGUUCACAAGGACGGAGCAGAAAAUUAAGGAUACGCUGAUCGCUCUUCAAAAUUGCGUAAAUAAUAAAAUUAGUGAAGACAUUAAAAAGCUUCUGGAUGAGUUAACGAAAAUGGUCCAAGAGAUUUUGAAGGAGCUUAGGAACAUCAGUAGGGAUUUGUCGCAACGUAUUAACGAGUUGCAGAAAUGGAUUAAGGAUGCGGACGGAAUUGUGGAUGGUGCAAUGAGUAAAGUAAGUGGAAUUACAAAUGGGAGUGUUGGUUCUGUAAAUAAAGAUAACAUUGAGAAGUCUGUGAAAGAGAUUAACACUGCAUUUAUACAGGGGAAAGGAUACGUUGAAUCGUUGGUCAAAUCAGCCCUCACGGCCGUGAAGACGAUGGAUGACGAGCUGAAGCAGGAUUUGCACGGGGUGAGGACACAGAUAAGUACGGCGGUAGGGAGGAUUACGGAGAAGGUAAAGGAGCUUGGUGGUGUUAUUAAUGGCAAAAAUAACGGAGAAAUUAAAACCAUUCAAGCGCUUGUGCAAUAUGUUCAAGCACAGGUUGGGAUGAUUAAAAAUGGAAAGGAUGGAGGUAUCGAAGGUAUCGCAAGCAAGUAUAGCACACAUAUUGUCUCCAACCUUACUGAGUUAGACUCCAAAGUUCGCAACGUCACCGUCAAGUUUAUCCAUGCGCAGGCUGCGGAACUGGAAAGGAAAAUCAAGAUGCAGUUGGGGAGCCUACCAGAAAGUGUUUUAAAAACGACAGAUGCUCAGGGAUGGCAGCAGCGCCAAAAUUUGGACGAACUGAAGAGACGUAUUUCUCAAGUUACGCGUAACGUAACACAAAAUCAAUCUCAACAAAAGAUCGACGAAGGGAAACGUGAGAUUGAAUCAUUACGCACUCGGAUAUUACAAGCCAUUAAUAGCAGCAACGAAUCUUGGAAGAAGGAGAUUGACGGGGAGUUGCAGGAAUUGCAGCAGCAAAUUACUCCACUCCGAUCACCAACGCCCCAGCUCCAGCCUGAUCAAAUAAAAAAUCUUAUUCUUAAACUCCAACUUUGUUUCGAGAGGCUGAGUCAGCUAUGUCACAAUGUAGACGCAUAUAUUAAUGAGCGUACAAUGCAACGUUUCACAGAGCAAGAAAAUCGACUACAAGAUCUUAUAGGUGAAAUUGAGAGCCAGGGUAGUUCAGGUACAAUUCAAUCGAACAUACAACGAUCCCUGUAUUCUACUCUAUCAAAUGCUCACAGUGCAGCUCAACAAAUUUCUAGUGAAACUGCCAUCCAAAUCAAGGCGCAAAGUGCCAACCAACUGGGUGGUCACGGCAACGGCUAUAUGGCUCCCCAAGCACAGUAUUUGCGUGGUAGUUAUAGCCCAUACCAACAGAUUCUUCCCGUCAACCUUGACACUCUUCUUAGUCAGUUUGACGCAGAAGUUAGGAAAAAAGUUACUGACCUCAUCACUAAUAUCGGCUUAACCGAUCGUGAGGGAUCUUAUAAAGAAUUAAAAGCACUGGAACGUAACAUUACUUCGCUCCACGCCAAUCUUAAUAACGCUACUAAAAAUCCCCCCCCUCCCAGCCCAGCCGGCCUGGUCGACACCGCGAUCGCGCAGGUGGGCAUCACGCUCGAGCAGCAGUUGAAAGAGGCAAGUGGUACAGUGGACAUUAAUGGUUCUUCAGGCUUCACGAACUACAAACUGCAAGUCAAACAAGAUAACAUUGACACUCUCAGUGACGCUACCAUCGACAACCUUGAAGGCGCCCUUCCAGAGAAGAUCAAGGAGAUCAAGACCUAUGGUCUGCAACUAUUCGAAACAAAUUUAGGCGCCAAAGAAAAAACAGAGUAUACUGCACUUGGUGGAUUUCUCGGGGAAAUCAGAGAAAAUCUCGAAGCUCUCCUCGACACAGUUUCUCGAACCGGCAAGGCUGUUAAGCAGCAAUUGACUCAGCUUCAAACAAUGAUCGGCAAAAAGCAGCACGGCACCACCGACGCUGCUGAAGGAACCCUUCAAAAAAUUCACGACCAACUUGCCGGUCUACAAACCUCAUUGGACCAGGGCCCAAUUAAAAACGCCGAUUAUCUGAUUAAAUACAUCGAUCAUCACAGCAAAGACAUCGUCGACCAACUCACAAGACACGUCAAAAAAGAAGUCAACUCCGCCGAAUCCAAACUCACCACCCACGCGCGCAGGCAGUACGUCGACGCCCUCAAGUUCGCGCUCCAGCAGUUCGCCACGAAGAUUGGAAACGAGCUAAAUGGAUUGCCGGACAAAAUUGCUGCAGAUUUGGAUCAAGGCCACAAGAAGUUUAUGAAGACGUUCCAUGAGCAUUUCCUUAACAAGCUCAAGGAGAUUAGUGGCGUUGUUCCUACGGACUUCACAAAACAAAAAUCCCCGCUGAGUGAAGCCGCAAAAAUUCUUGACGCCGCUUCAUCAUCUUUCUUCAACGCAUUGAAAAUACAAGACGACUUCACCGAAGACUUCCCGAAAAUCGAGCCGUCCACCACCGCACUUCACACUCUGCUGACUGACCUCGGCAAGUCAAGAUACUUCGAUCCUAAUUUCUUCACAAACUUAGACAAACUGAUAGAAUCACUUAGCGCGUUUAAUCCGACGAAAUACGGCGAGGGACAACUCUCUUCCAUCCUCAACGCCCUGCGAGCAGGCUUCACGCCGCUGGCCGACCAACUCAGGAAGCAGUACACGAACGUGUACGAGGGGGCCGCGCCGAUCAAGGAGUGGGUGACUACAGAAAAAGAUAAAGUGCCUGCUGAAAAUGCGUCACCGAAAACCAAGCUGACAGACGACGGCGAGCGUGGCGCAAAGGUGUUGCUCACCAUCACAUCGACGCUGUUCCGUGAUUUAUUCACACUUAGGAGGGGGCUUGGUGAAAGCGGGUGGAAUGGGUAUAAAAUGUACAAUUCCGAAACCCCUCGCAAUAGCUUACAUAGAGCUAUCUUUACUAAACACGGGUACGAUCUUGGCCUUCCUAAGAAUGCUGAGCGUGGCGAGUUGAAUUACAAGGCAGACUUCAAGGGUGACGAAAUUCGCACCGAAUUAAUAAACAAGAAUAAUAUUCUGAAACAUAUAUCAACACUCCACGACAACAUAAAAGACUAUUUCCGUGCUUGCCACUUCACAAUUGCCGACAAGCAAUCUGUUCCUUGUAAUAUAUACCAAAUGCUGUUUUGGCUUAGUGGCCUCAGGUAUAAUAGCAUACUAACUCCACUCACCAAAUAUCUAGAAACGCUUUUCCUGGUGGACGAUAAGGAAGAUCCAUCUGGCAAAUCAAUUAAGCCCAUCUCCGCAUAUCCAUCUGUGUUCACACAUAACGAUAUAGAAGAUGCACUUUAUAGUGUAUGCUUACAUUCCCAGUCCGCCCUUACUGUCAUCCUUGGCAGUGGCCAUUCUAAUGGAAUUUACGCCUGCGAUUUCAAUACCAACCCAGAUAAAUUAUCGUAUCCUAGUAGCCCUGCUCAGUGCUGUGACAUGCUUGUAGAUAUAUUGCGCAGACUAUUCUAUCAACUCUAUUUCUUGUAUACACAGUGUUCACAAACUACCGAGCACAGCGGCUGGUACAAUUGCUCGUAUGGUCAGGGUGUCGGCGGCUCCGGCUGGCAAUGCAAUGAGAAGCAGUGUGCCAACCAAACGUGUCCCCAAAUAGCUGACCAAAAGGCCAACCAAAAGUGUAACCAACAUCCAAACUGCGGCGUCAAGUCGCCACUCCAAUCCUUUUUGGAAGAUAGCCUCCCCGGCUUCCUGCCUCAUACAUUUAGUAAACCCGGUUGCAAACUGACAUGCACUGUGAAAAAUCAUCACGGCAUUCCAUGCGUCACUCCAAUGGGUUUCUCCGAGUGUUCCAUAGUUGCGUCGCAUACUAGUAAGGGCUCCCGACUUUACCAUGCGCUUAAGGAAUUCUGUGGCAAAGCAGAGAGCCCACUCACCAAUCUGUGUAGCCAGCUAAAUUGUCUCUUGCCUACCGCUCCUAAAACACUAGGCGAUAUGUUUUCUUUCUAUUACAAUUUCCUUACUGCGUGGAGCACAAACACGGAACAUAGAAGCGACGCAUUUAAUAAAGCUGUUGCCAAAGCAAAUUUCGGUGAGGCAUAUGUCGACCUCGAUCCCUCUACCAUGUUCGGUAGCCCUAAGCAUUCACAUAAAGAAGCGAACGCUGACCUCUACACUCUCGUUUGCACCUCGAGAAAUUCUAUUGUAUGCGGCCCGUAUUUGCAUCCCCUUAAUCAUGAUAUAAGCAGCGUGUUCAGCAACAAGAAUGCCGAUAAGUAUCUGUCGUGGAUCACCUACAUAACAGAAACAUUCUACCAUCUACUUAAAGCGCUCUAUGAAGAGUGCAACAAGACCUGCGGUACAAAAGGCUCCAGGUGCUAUGACCACAGUUGCAAUAAAGGUUGCCCGGCAGGACAAAAUGCUUCGUCAUCUAACCAUAUGCCAUUAUGCAAAUCAAUUGUUCACUGCCCAUCAACACUUCCGACGUUAUGUAGAUAUGGCUUUCAUUUCGGAAAUGCAGCCAAACUCGGUGAUCCUGCUGACACAACCGUAACAAAAAGAACAUGUAAGAAUUUCUGCAAAGCAUUAGAAAAUCUCCUGCAAGAAGGCAGAGCGUUCCACACCCCUCUGGUCGCUCUCGCUCCUGUACCUGCUGCACAUCGCCGUCGUCCGCCUCGACGUCCUGAGGAUACGCUCACACCUGAGGUCACCUUCCAGCCACCGCAUCGCCGCGCAGUCGCUCCUCGCCGCCGCACGCGUCAAGGCACUCAACAACGUCAAUCUCAUAAUGCUUCCAAGAGGUCUCUUGAGACACUGAAAGAGCUUUGUGAUUUUGCUAAUAAAGUUAAUUCAUCACCAAGUGGAGAAUGUGAAAAGCUUUUAACAAAUUUGUGUUCAGGUCUCCAAACAUUUUUGGGGUACAAUGAAAAAUCCAAAGGCUACGAUGGCACUGGCAUCGUGUACUCGGACCUUGACAGGCUCUGCGACGGGGUGAUGGCAUUCUUGCACUCAGUGCUUAAUGAUGUUCACGCUAAACAGCCUUACAAUGUUGGUAAAAAUAUAUUACGUGAUAAUGUUUUGAGUCAUUUUAAUGGUAAUUUGUGUUCAGGUCAUAAUGGUUUUAAGAGUGUCAUUGACUUGGUGGCGCAGGGUGUCGGGAGGUAUAAUAGGGAGGUGGAGAGGUCUAAUAAGAAAGUCUCCGAUCCCAUAAUCAAGCUUCAAGAGGAGAUGGAGACGCUGAAAAAACAGGUGAGUGAAAUUUUAAAGGAUCAUUCUGUUGCAGGUACCAUGAAUCCCAAGCAGCCGGUGACAUUCACACCGGAACAAGUCGAGAAGGCGGAGUCAUUGAUCUACGACAGCUCGAUGAGCUGUAUACGCAAUGCUGACACUUUCGGCAAAGAUAUGAGAAGAGCACUUUUAAACAUAGAUCACCUAAAUCACGAUUUGCGCACUAGGGUAAAUAAUGUUAGAAAUACUAUUGCACAUGAACGUGAACGGCUGGACAAGGCAUCCACUAAGCAGUGGCAGGACAUGAUUAGAAUGAAUGAAGCCAUUAUUGACACGAUGAAUGCUUUGCAAAAGUGCAUAAAUGAGCAUAUUACAGCCGAUGUUAAUACCCUGGUGAAUACAUUGAGAGAGAUGGUUCGGAAAAUUAGAGACAAGUUGGUAGGGAUUGAAAAAGAUCUUGGUAAUUACGUUAGCAAGUUGGAAAAUUGGAUUAGUGAAGCAGACAGAAUUGUGAGAGAAUCCAUGGACGUAGCUAAUGGACUUGAGAAUAAGAGUUUUGCUUGGGGAGCUAAGCAAAGUAUUGAGGAUGUUACGACGAGAAUCAAAGACACCUUUGGGGAGGCGGAGAAGUACGUCAAAGAACUGGUUGGAAAGGCGCUGCAGGCCGUGAAGACGAUGGACGGCGAGCUGAAGAAGGAUUUGUGGAAGGUUAAGAAUAAUAUCAAGCAGGCGAUCAUGCAGUUGGGAACAAAGUUGGAUGGGAAUGUGAAGGAUGAUUUAAAGUUUUUGGAGGAGGGAGUUAAUACACAGAUGAAGCAUUAUGUUCAGCAGUUGAGGACGAAAAUUAGGGGAGAUGUUGGAAAAAUUCUUAGGGGUGAAGAUCCAUAUUCAGUCAAUGGUUUAAGGGGAAUCGAAAAGGCGGUGUGGCAGUUGUACAAGGAUUUUCAAGAAAAGGGAGCAUUUGAGAAAAAAGUGCAGGGGUGGGUUGGAGAUGUAUUAGGGAAGGACAAGACGGUAGACGUGUUAAUUGAUGCCUAUGUUGAAAGUAACAAGCGCUCUGGCUAUUUUCAGCAACAGGACCAAGGUGGGAUAAAACAAAACGUUAUAAAGCAUAUUAGAAAGGUUAUUGACUCGAAGCUUCAAAGCAUAAUUACAGGCGUUACUGCUGUAGAAAACUCUGACAAAGCUGGAAUCGCUACUAAUUUAACAAAGAUAAAAACUUGUAUUGAUUCAUUCGUCCAAGAGCUGACGAAGAGUAUGCAAUCCGCAGAAUUUAGAAUAUCUGCUAUAGUUCAGAGCAUCGCUGAACAGUAUGAAAGAGAGGGGUUGUUGACUCCUCAGAGCGGUAAGGGAACCCAUGACAAAACGCUUCUCACUUCAGUCCUCAACCGCAUUCUCAAAAACCUUCUUGCUUCGGCCAGACAUAAAGCUGCCGAUUUUGCAUGGCUCAUCAGCGACGAGAAAAAGGUGGGAGGGGACUCUAGUAUCGCGAAGGAGAUCGACGCGGCUAAGAAAAAUGCAGUUGACCUUGACACGUAUCUAAAAAAGUCGGUUGAAGGCGAUGGCUCCGGUAAAGAUGGUGGUACCUCAUCCGUUGAGAAGGAGAUUAAGGAAAAACUUGAAAAGGAAUACUUUAAAAAGGCGUCGACGGGUGGUGGUGACAACAAUUAUGAAAUCGGCCAAGGUCUCAUGUCCAAUUUCCACGACACCCACAAGAAGCUCCUUAAAGGCCAGAUAGCAAGCGCCGCCGGUACCGGUGGCGGUACUGGUGUAGGUUCUCAAGAUGUCCUUGAGGAGCAGUUGAAAGUGGACAGUGAUACUGCAGAUAAAAUCAACAUUAAAGACACCACUGAAAAGAUCUUCACGAAAUACAAAGCCCAAGUCAAACAAGAUAACAUUGACACUCUCAAUGCCGACAACAUGGAUAACCUUGAAGGCGCCCUUCCAGCGAAGAUCAAGGAGAUUAGGGAAUUUGGCCUGCAACUAUUUGAAGAAAGAUUAGGUGUGAAAGGCAAGUCAGAGUACAGUCACUUUGAUGGAUUUCUCGGGAAAAUCAGAGAUAAUCUCGAAGCUCUCCUACAAGAGAUGUCUAAGGCCGGCCAAAAAAUCAACCAGCAACUGACUCAACUUCAAACAAUGAUCGGCAAAAAGCAGCACGGCACAACCGAAGCUGCUGAAGGAACCCUUCAAAAAAUUCACGACCAACUUGCCGAUCUGCAAGGCCCUGUGUCCAAGGCCCUCAAGGACGCCGAUGAGUUUAUAAAAUACGUCACUGCUGCUGAAAAGCAUUACAUUGAAGAACUCAAACGUCACAUCAAAAAAGCGGCGGAGGAUGCGUGCAACCAACUCACCACCCACGCGCGCAGGCAGUACAUUAAUUCCCUCAAAGCGUUGCUCGCCGCAUUUUCCGACAAAGUGGGAAAGGAUUUGCAUGGUCUGCCGAGAGAUAUUGCCGGCGAUUUGGAGACAGGCCACAAAGGAUUCAUGGCAAAACUCGAAAAGUAUUUCAUCAAGCAAAUUAAUAAUAUACACAAUACUUCGCCAUCUCGGUCCACAAGAAUGUCGUCUCAAACAAGGUCCACAUUCAGCCUAGCCACCUCUAAAUUGAAGACGGCACUUGUGUCAUUUGCCAUGAAAUUACAAGUCCAAGAUGACUUCAUGUCCGACUUCCAGAAAGUUAAGGCUUCGAGUGACGCACUCACCAACUUACUUACCAACCUGACCACUUCGCAGCACUUUAACCAUGACUUUAGUAAUAAUUUAGAGUCACUCGAAAAAACAUUCACUACAUUUAAUCCAAAAUCAUACGGCGAAGCCAAGAGCCCUUUGCUACUCAACGCUUUAAAAAAUGGCUUCUCGGAUUUGGUCGAACAACUUCAAUUAGCGUAUAUUUCAAAAUACGAUGGAGCUGAUCCAAUAAACUGGAGCGAUGAAAAGAAUCCAGACAAGAAAAAUUGCGCCCAAAUUCUCGUCACCAUUCUCAAGACUCUGCACCACAAUCUACAUGAGCUUCAUGAGAGAUGUCACAAGACAAACGGUCAGUGGAAGGAACACAAAAUUUCCCUCAUCUCCAAGCCAAGCGUCUAUAAUCCCCUCGGCGCAUUUUUCAGGGACUGCGGCUACAAGGUUUCGAGAACGGAAAGCUCCUAUGAAGGAGAGCUGAGAUGUCAUGUCAACAUGAGGGGGGGACAUGUAUUUAACAAGCUUCUUGAGAAGAUCACUCUCACCGCCGACACUAACGAACAUCUUCCAAAAUGUCCAUCAGUCAAAGACACUAAAAAUAACUUUGAUCUCUUCGACCUACUUAAAUGUCUCACAUCUCACGUCGCUCAGUAUUACCAAUCUUGCCACCUCGGACUCCCGAAGUCCAAAAAGUAUCCGUGUUCCGUUCGUGAUAUUUGUGUAUGGCUUGCCGGUCUCCCACAUACUGCCGUUUAUAAAACAAUCAAUGGCCACUGUAAAAAGAUGCUCAAUGAGCAAGACAAGGCAACCGGUGCAUUCCCCAACAAGGAGGAUACAGUCAUGAAGAGAUCCUUGGAACACCUAUACGGUAACAUUAAAACUGUAUGUAAAUUGGCACCUAAAUUAUUAGUCUCCAUCCAGGGCCACGGCCUUGGCGUUAACCAUGCUGCGUAUCCCUAUGCCUGUUGCUUUGAGAACAACCACGGAGGGUUCUAUUACCCCGGUGAUCCGUCGUCGUUGCUUGGUAUUCUAAAAGAUAUGUGCCAACGUUUGUUGCGUGCAAUGUCAUUCUUAUACCAACAAUGUAGGUACACAGCAGCCGACGGCAACGGGUGGCGUGAGUGUCAGUAUGGCUAUCGCGUCGGCAGUUACCAGUGGAGUUGCGAUGAGCUUAGCGACAACUCAAACACACAACCAAAGAGUCAAGCUAAGUGCCAACCAAAUAGUGAACCAAAUGACCAACCAACGUGCUUACCAAAGUCCCCGCUUCAGGCCCAUCUUAUGGACGGGCUUCCUGGUUUCAUGCCGCAUAAGUUCACAGCUGUCGGUUGCCAGGCCAUGUGCUCAACGUGCCCUAAGGGCUCACUUGUUGGUCAAUGUAUUACCCCAAUGGGCUUCGCAGAUUUGGCCACUGCGGGCUCUAUUACAGGCCGUGGCGAUGACCUCGUUGAUGUGCUUUCUACGCUUUGUAAAAAUGGCGGUUCAGUUCUGUGUGAAUUAGUGCACGCAUUACAAUGCAUAUCGCCCUCUCCACCGAAGGGCUUGGCAGAGAUGUUCUCGUACUACUGUAACGUUAUGCAGAAAUCGUAUGGUUCAGUGUAUGGUCACGAAGUGAAAUAUAAGGGUGAAAUUGACAGUGCCAUUCAUCUAAGUUUCCCGUUCAAAAAUGAUAUGUGGCUUCACCAAAGUUACCAAACUUCGAAGCUUACAGAUGCGCUGAAAGCAUUGUAUUGCUCUGACAAAGAACAUAACGGUACCAUAACCGACGAUAAUCAUCGUGGUCUUCACACUUUGUCACCUAACCCAUCGGAUGACAAGACAAAACAAUGUUCUACCAAUUUCACCUGCGCCCCUUACCUCAAAGCUCUGUGCCACGACGCCUGUCACACAUAUCCUCAGAAACAUAAAGCCUUGUAUCUGUCAUGGCUUUGCCGGUUGGCAUGGACAUUCUGGGAUUUGCUUGAUCAGUUGCUCAAGGCGUUCAAUAACAUAUCCUGUCAAACAUAUGGAUGUCAAUGUAAAUGCGGCUUUGGUAAACACGGCGUCACUGAGGAAGAUACAUCGCAAGCGCCAAAAGAUCCUAAGCCAAGCUGCGGUUGCACUUCGAUCGUCCAGUGUAAAGGGCCUAUGUCCGUAUUCUACCAGUACGGUUUCACAUUCGGAAUGCCGAAAGAGUUGAUGGGAUCCGGAAGCAAGAAGACAUGUGACAAUUUUGUAAAACAGUUGAACAGAGUUCUAACGAAAGGAUAUUUCAAAGAAUUAUUUGAUGAAAUUGAUGAGUUCAUCUGGGCCAUCCGUACACCCUUCUCCUACCUCUUAUUAGCCCACUGGUCGCUGUCGCUCCUGUACCUGCUGCACAUCGCCGUCGUCCGCCUCGACGUCCUGAGGAUACGCUCACACCUGAGGUCACCUUCCAGCCACCGCAUCGCCGCGCAGUCGCUCCUCGCCGCCGCACGCGUCAAGGCACUCGCCAACGUCAAGUACUUCUCACCAUAA